Symbiodinium natans is the source of this 1386-nucleotide messenger RNA. The record is from the annotation of a GenBank genome assembly. Lineage: Eukaryota; Dinophyceae; Suessiales; Symbiodiniaceae.
AUGGCUCACGCUUCGAAGGGCGCAAGUGUGAGACGUCUGAGCUGGAGGCACUGGGCCCAGUGGGCUGAUGGCAUAAGUCCCUGGAAGAAGCAGGUUCCAGGCCUUUGCCUUACCGCAGCCUUGAACAUCAUGGACUUCUACUCGGACCUGCUGGUCGUCUUGAAGUACGGCUGCUACGUGGAGGGCUCUUUCACGCGGAGCUGCGGCUGGGAGGAAGUGGCACAGGUGGCUCUAGCCACCUGUCAGCCCCAUUGGUGGUGGUUUCGAAUCGGCCUCGCCAUGCUCGUCGUGUCGAAUACCGAGCAGAGCGCUGUCUGGGCGCACUUCAUGGCCCUGCAGGCGCCUCCUGGAUGGCGUGGAUGGCGGAGGGUUUGCGCAUUUGCAGGUGCUUUCAUGCUGGCCUUCUUCCAGCUGAACUACUUGGUGGACGUUGCGUGUCUAGUGUACCGGGGUAGACGCGCGGAUAAGGCGGGCGAGAUCUACACCGAGUCGCAGAGCGAAAGCUUCAACCGGGCAUUCCGGGAGCUGGUGACAAAAUGCCUAGAGAGCGCACCACAGCUUUACUUCCAAACCUACGUGCUCUUUACCCUGGGUGCACACCGCGAUUGGGUGCAGGCGGGCUCUGUUGCCAUCUCAACCCUAUCACUUGCCUAUGGGAUCACCAAGGUUUGGGCGGCGAGCCCGAUCAGGUUCCAAAGCGGCGAGCACUUGCAUCGGCGACUGAAGACCCCGAGGGCCUUGCUCCUCAUCUUCCUCUUCUUAACCCUGGACCAGGCGUGGCGAGCGGGUGUGGCCGCGCUGAUGCUGGCGGAAGCCUCCCGACCCAUCGGUGUCGUGGUGCUGGUGGCAUUCUUGCUUGGAUUCCUCAUCUGCUUUAUGCUCAACUGGAGAGACUUUUGCAAGGAGUUUUGCCAUUCGGAGGCCAACCUCAUCCAGCUCUUCUUCCUCCCAAUUGCGGCCACGCUUGCGGGCCACUUGAUGCCUGCGGUCUUGAUUCUGGUGGACGAGCUGGCGGAUGGAGAGAGCAUGCUGCGAACUGCAUCGCCCCAGCUUGCGGCGUGGCGUUGGACCGAAGGCGUGGUGUGCAUGGCUGUGGCUUUCGCAGUGGCCAAAACGAGCUGCGGCGAGGCGCCCUACUACGAAGCUGGGCUUCUGCUGGCGUUUCUGGGGGCCAGCGCGCUCCUGUUCUUGGCCUUGUACACGCAGUGUGGCACGCUCAGAGGCUUCUGGCGCUCGAUGCUUCUUGCAGAGAAGGACCCGGGCUUCGAGAUCACGGCAGAAGAGGCAGAGGAGCAGGAGCGGGAAGAAGCCGAAGCGCGUCUUGAGGGGCCCAAAGAGGAAUCCGAGCUGGACGUGAUCGUCGAGGACAAGACCAUAUCGAUUUGA